GGCCGGUCGCUCAGUUACGCCACAAUCGUAGUAUGUGACACGUCUAUUUAGAAUUACUACGUAUUUAAAAAGUGAUAGAAAUUAGGAUUGCAACAAAGUGGUUUUGGUGUUUUAAUUACUCGAAACCACUUUAAUAUGUGAAUUGUGACGGAAAAUUGACGUACCAGUUUAUAAUGAACGUGAAAAGAGACAAGUGUGCUAUUGUGACUGGAAAUAUGUGGAUUAAAAUGGAUCGAAGAGGUUAUGCAGCAAAGGGCGCCUGUGGUGCCAAAUAAUAUAAAAUUCCAGCAACCGCAAAUUCCGCAGGCGACUCGAAGAGGUUUAGCAGCUAAUUUCUUCAAAGCGACAUUUAGUUCACGCAGCAAGGCAGUGCCUGCUGCAUCUUCGUAUACGGUUGAAGAAACUAGCAAAAUAGGCAGCGCGGAGACCAAACCUGUUACUAGAAAUCGCCCUAGGACAGCUCCCAUCGAUACAAAACUAAAGAGGCGAAGCGGUGAAAGACCUCAAUUAGUACUAAAACCUGACAACACUUUAGACCCAGCAAGACCUCUACGACACAAACCAGUAACCCCUGAAGCGACCCUAAAAACCCCCGACAAAAAUGACUUAAAGUCCACAAACGUUGUUUUGAAAAUAAUUAAAAAAACACCGCAAAAACCGGUGCCAAAAGUACCUGACAGCAUUUUGCCGCCAUCUUUGAAGCCGAAGAAUCAAGAAAAAACUCAACUUUCAAGGACGAAAUAUGUAAACAAUAACAGCGUUUGGAUCAACGCUAAUGUCACAAAGGAGAGAAAAUCACCUUUGAGAGGACCCAGUCAGGGGAAACAGGAGACCCUCAAGGGCGCUCCCUCUGUGUCCAGUCUCGACUCAAAACAUCAUAAGGUUGCCCCAGCCAGAGAAAAGACCCUUAAACUCUUUGGGUCGAAAGAGAAGCUAAAUAAAGCGCACAAGAAGAAAGAUUUGGGAAACAAUAAUGCCCUGCUAGAGGAAAGGGAAGGUUUUGAGUAUGACGAUGGACAACGAGGUGAUUAUGGGAGCGCUGAAGAGUUUGGACUCGGUUCCGUAGAUGAGAGAGGAUCUCAGGAGUGUAUCAGCUUGCCGGUCAACUUGAAUGAACACAUGCCGGGCUUCCAGGACGUCGAAUUGAGGCCGAGGGUCGCUUCCGAGGCCUCGUUGACAUCAGGAAUACGUGAAAUAGAGUCGCUGAGAAGGGAAUUGGAAGAAAGUAGCAUGGAGAGAAUGGCGCUCCAGGCCCGGGUGGAUGAGUUACUGGAGAAGGAUGGGGAAGCGGAGAGACUCAGGGCAGAGUUGGAAAGGAUCAGGAACCAAGAAGCAGAACGCGAAUCCGCGUUGGAGCGGUUAGCGGACGAGAAUGGCGCGUUACGCGCGCGUCUUCGCGGCGUCGCGCAUUCGCCGCUCUCUGACAGCGAAAAACGUCAGUUACUGCUUGCGCCUGCGCCACGACGAAUGCAUUCUUCUGCUCCUGCUUCUAUUGCACUCGCUCAUAAUGGUGAAAGCGAUACAGGCGAUGCAAGCACUCCAGAAUGGGAUAAGCACUCGUCAUCAUCUCUUAGCGAGGUAUCCGUCGCAUGUUUGCAGGACAGGAUACUGCAGAUGGAGGAGCAUCACUACAGUACAAGCGAAGAGCUCCAAGCGACAUUAGCGGAACUGACCGACUUACAAUCCCAACUGGCUGACGCGCAUGCCGACAAUGAGAGACUGGCCGACGAGAAACAAGUAUUACUCGAGUCGCUUUGCCGACAGACUGAAAAGCUUGAGGAUAGUCGGACUAAGGUCGACACGCUUCAAGAGUUACUUUUAAGGGAGGGAAUCGAACCGGAGACUCUCGGUCCUAUCGACACCGAUCAGCAGCUGUUCGCUGUACUCAAGGUGUCCCAAGAGGAGCGUCGGUUACUGCUAAGUAAGCAGGAACAGUUGGAGGCUGAAUUGAGUGAGAGCAAAGCAGCUCUGGAAGAUAAAGCCAAAGAGAUUGAAGCUCUCACCGACAGGAUUAGGGCCCUGGAAGGAAGCCUUGACCGAGCCGAAGCCGAGAAGACCCAAUGGGAGCAUGAGGCUGGAUCAGCUAGGGAAGUAGCUGCUGCGAGACAGCAUCAGGUCACUACCCUCACUGAAUUGCUGGAUGCUGCUAAGGCUAAGUUGGCUGGAGCAGCAGAAGGUGCAGCACAAGCCGAAGCAGCAUCAACAUCAGCAGCGAGGCGAGAAGCUGAAGCCGCAUCUGCGCGAGCACACGCUUUAGCUGAACGACUUGCGCACGCGCAACGCCAAUUAGAUAGAGCGCAUUCCGAUGCUAGGAAAUUGCACGAUGAUGCCUUGGUGUCUCGCAAUAAUGCAAAGUCGACCAUAUCUGAAUUGGAGUUCCAGCUGGAACAGAUGCGUCAAGAGAAGACCGCUCUGCAGGGGGAAUUGCAGACCUUGCAGGAGAACACGUCGGAGCUACAGAUUCAGGUACAAGUCGCAACAGAUGAAAAACUGGCGCUUAUGUCCCGAGCCGGGGAAGCGUUAGCGCGAGUCGCGGAUCUCGAACGUCAACUUCAAGACGUACGCGCAAAGAACACGCAACUCACACGAGAUAGGGAACGAGACGAGACAGAAUGGAAACAGUUCCAAAGCGAUCUGUUGAUGACCGUACGAGUCGCGAACGACUUCAAGACCGAAGCUCAACGGGAGUUGGAAAGGCUGGUCUCUGAAAACAAAAUGGCGCGCGAUCGAAUCCGUCUUUUGGAGGAUCAGAUGCAUUCGCUAAAAGGUAUUAACAGGUCGGAAAGCGAUGAACAGUUAAGGAAUUCGAUGGCUGAUAAAAACUAUUCAGACGGUCUGGAUACACCAAAUGGUUCAACCGCUGAUAUUUUCCAAAAUAUCAGAUCUAGAUAUCUUUCCCGUGUACACAGUGUUACAGAGUCAAAAGAGAGCAUUGUUGAUCAAGCUUUUUUUAAAGUAACGCCAAAUAAAAAUGAUGAUGGCGCAAAUGAAAAUUACAAAAUGUCUAUUGAAAAUGUUACUUUAGACGAAACAAAUGAUGACGAAUCCUUUUCAUAUAGCGAUCAAUUUUCAGAAGUAUCAACACCGAAAUCUGCUCGAUUAAAGCGUCAAAAUGCUUUUGACUUUUCCACUAACAAAAUAGUGCGACAAAAUGCUAUUUAUGAUAGGGAAGAAGUAGACAGUGGCUCAUCUCCUAAAAAAUUACCUAGAGUUAAAAAUAUUUUUAGUAAAAAUGUAUCAAACAUGUUAAAUGGUAAACCGAAAUCAUUUAGCAUGGAUAAUCUCAAUUCAGGGGAGGAGUACAAGAAUGCGCUUAGCGAAUCGACUAGCAUUGAAUUCUGUGUAAACCGUAGCGCCAGUGAUUUGUCGCUGUAUUCCGAAGGUUCUGAUAGUGUGUUUAUAUCCCCUUUCGUCAAACAUGAUAUUGUCGUUCGUGAAGAUUAUAACCGCCAGAGUCCACCUUUGACAUUAGAAACAUUCAAACCGGUCAAAAAUAUUAUCAGGCUUAAUAAUUCGAAAGAUGAAACAGAUGAUAUUACUGUCGUCAAGGCAGAGUCUCUUCUACCUUACCCAUACCCAGAUACUGGUAAUAAUGCUAUACAACCUUUUUUUGCUCAACCGUCUCAUCUAAUAGAAAAUGAUAAAGUAGAAAGUGAUUUUAAAAAAGUAAAUGAAGAGAUAACCAUAACAUUUAAAAGUGCACUAGAGCGAAUCGAAUCCCCAAAAGCUAUUGAUCAUAAAGGCAUAUCAAAUGAGGAUAUCUAUACGUUAAGGCCUGGACCAGUUUUAUUAAGUCAAGAUAUCACAAAUGACACUCAUCCCGGAAGCCCCCCAAGACCCGAAAGAAGAAAAAACAUUAUCAAAAAGACUAAUCGAUAUAAUUCGUUUGAAGAUAUAACACCAUUUAAAGAUAAAGCUUUGUCAAACAACUUGCAGGUUGAUAAGAAAAACACAAAUGCUUUAAUGCAGGCUAAUAUCGAACAAAACCUAUCAAAAGAUACGAUAAAUGAUAACGUCAGUUAUCGAUUAAAAAUAAACACUCUCAGUGAUUUAGUGCCUACCGAUGUGUCUAAACCAAUUUCGAUAGAACAUAGCUCUAAAUAUGAAAAAGACUUGCCAAGGUUAAACCAACCAGUGAAAACCAUUGAAGAAACAUCGCCAGUAGUUUUGAGUCCUGUCUUAAUACAUCCGAUAUUUUUCACGUCAAGCUUUUUCUCUGGAAAAGAAAUUCAGCAGAAAGAAAAAAAGAAAACGACAAUAUACUAUGAUGACACAGAUAAAGUUUUAAAUUCCGUAAGUACAAUUGUUCCCACAAAAAAGGGAAAUAGCGUCAAAAAUAUACAAUCUACGACUGAGCCUUUCAAACCAGACCCAAAAAAUAAAAAGACAGGUCUGUACCAGAAGAACCCAAAACCAAAACAUCUGGAUUUCAUUUCUAAUAAGAAUGAAUCGAAUGAAAAUUUGGAUCGAUCAUCCUAUUCAACAAACGCUAACAUUAUACCAGUAGUUAAAUUGUCGAAAUCACCGCAAUGGUUAGUAGAUAACAAAUACUAUCAGCCAAUGGAAAAUGUCCCCUUUGUCAUAAAUACAGUUCAAUUCUUCAAUCCCCACUCAUAUGAAGCAAUCAGUCUAAAAAAAGACAAAAACAUUAAAAGACAAGAAUCUGAAAAUUACUAUGAAGAAAUUGGGGAACCGAUUAAUUACAUUAUCAACAAAAACGUAGCGGAUGAAGAUAAAAUCUCAACUAAAACGAGUGAUGAAUUUGAAUCCAUACAACGUGAGGAGCUAUUAAAAGUUCCACGAAAACCCAAAAAGCCAAAAUCUUAUCCUUCAAAGGUUCCGAAUCCCAAAACAACAGACAUUAUUAAAGAAAUGUCCAAAAUUACUAAAUCUGUAAUAUCUUUAUCCCGAUCACCGAGCGCUAAUAGUUUGAAGAAACCCUCAGCGAUAGGACCGAUAAUUCAGACUUUAGAAAAGAAACAGCCGGAACCAAGAAAAAGCCCGAUCCCAUUACGGAAGUUUUCGCUUCAGGUACAGCCAGCAAGUUUAGAAACCAACACAAAUUCUCUUCCACGAGACAAAAAGUACCAUUGGAACACGUUGGAACACAAAAGGCUGUCGCACCCAAUAAGGUCUCUAAAUGACACAUCGAAACCUCUACCGUUGCCUCCGCGCACGGAAGAAGUGUCCACACCUCCACCAUUGUUAUCCAGCGCAUCCUUACAGGAUAUUAUGGCGACUGCCGCGUCACAUCGACGAGCUAAAGGUAUAAACCGCCAAGAUUCGCGUCUAUCAGUAAAAUCUCUAAUAGAGAGUAUUGAAAACGCGGCGAAGGCGGCAAAACAAUCGCCUGCCACCACUCCAGUCACCGAGUGGCCACAGGUACAAUCCACAACACCAACACCACCAAUUAAAAACGGAAUUUCCGAAACAACGCCAUCUAACGGUCAUUCGCCGCCGAGUUUCCCCACAAAGCCUCCUGCGCCGAGAAAUAAUAGGCCUUCGCCUAUUCCAGCAGAGUCGGGCGGUGUGGCGAGCAUCGCAAACAUUCCCGACGAGCAGCGAGCACUGGCUUCACUGCAGCAGAAAGCUAUCGAGUCCUUCGUCAGACGGAACAGCUAUGGAGAUAUCUGUGAAAGAAAAGAUCCCCUAAACGCAUUACAAGUAAAGAACGGAGGAUCGAAACGCAACGCUCUUCUCAAAUGGUGUCAGCAGAAGACGAUGGGAUAUAACAACAUUGAUAUUACCAACUUCAGCUCGUCCUGGAAUGACGGUUUGGCCCUUUGCGCUCUUCUACAUUCGUACUUGGGCGAAGGUCGUAUUCCAUAUUCUUCUCUCACUCCUAACGACAAACGAACCAAUUUCUCUAUGGCCUUUGCCGCUGCUGAGUCUGUCGGAAUACCUACUACACUGAACAUUCAAGACAUGAUACAGCAAGAACGACCCGAUUGGCAGCAGGUGAUGGCCUACGUGACCAGUAUUUACAAGCACUUUGAGACAUAGACCCAAUCACCACACAGAGGUCAACAUUACUAGCCACUUGUCCGACGGUAAUUUUUGACGCCAGCUGUCAAAUGUGUAUUAUAAACCGUCAGUUUUGUCUAACAAAUAUAACGAUUCUGUAGAAAUUCCAUUUCUCCAUCUGUUGCGUCAGAUAUUUUUUGGAUAUAAGGAAAUGACCCUAGUGCUGUUUUUGUGUUUUUUAUUACUAGAGGCUGGAUAAGUUAGUGACAUUGCCUUCUAUACGAUAAAUGGAACAAAACUAGCUUAGGAGAAUUUAUUUCGAUUCUCCGAUAUUCGUGAAGCUCGUUUCUACUGAAUAAUCUCUUGUCUAAAAAUGUAAUUAUACAUUAUAAUGAUUAUAAAUAUGAUUCUCCGAAAAUCUUUUUACGCUUUGCAUUUUGUGGUCCAAUAUAUGUUUAAGCGGACCAUUUAGGUUUAAAAAUGUUUCCAAAUAAGUUGAAUUGAUGCCAGCUUAUUUCAGGUCUCCGUAGGUUGUAUUUAGCUUGAUUAUUUUUCAUAGCUUACAAAAGCAAUUAAUAAUUUUAUGGUUAUUCAAUAAUAUAUUGGACUAUGAAUAAGCUUACAGGUUUUUAAAUAAAACUUGAAGUUUCAUAUCCAAAGGAAAUUAUGAUAAUAAAACUUCUAU
Molecule: messenger RNA, 6649 nt
Organism: Pieris napi
Lineage: Eukaryota; Metazoa; Arthropoda; Insecta; Lepidoptera; Pieridae
Product: cytospin-A
Exons: 24
Coding region: 244-6003 (1919 amino acids)
Biological process (GO): actin cytoskeleton organization
Cellular component (GO): filamentous actin; microtubule organizing center
Molecular function (GO): protein binding
Source: RefSeq, a predicted model, not a curated record